Molecule: messenger RNA, 1665 nt
Organism: Rotaria sp. Silwood1
Lineage: Eukaryota; Metazoa; Rotifera; Eurotatoria; Philodinida; Philodinidae
Source: the annotation of a GenBank genome assembly
AUGGAUGUAUUAAUAUCACUCAUUGGAGUCGAUAAAAAAAAACUUGACAGAUUAGCUCGAGAUAUUACUUUUACACAGUCUAUCAAUUUAGUAACAAUAUUAUCAAAUGAACAUGAUAAUUCAAGAAACAAUUCAAUACUUGAUAAAUUCUGUUUUUUAAUUUUACCUCGAAUUCAACACGAUAUUCAAUGUCUUACUCUUGAUUCAUUAUCAAUAGAUCGUGCUCUUCGUAUUGGAAAUUAUUCGAAAUUUCAUAAACUUAGUCUUAUUAAUCUUCCAAUUGAAAUGGCAUGUCGUAUUUUCAAUGGUAUUGAUUUAUUGUAUUCACCAAAAGCAUUUAUUGAUUUACCAUCUAGGACAUGUUAUUCAUCAAAUAUUAUUUAUUUAAAUGUUAGGCUUAACGAUUUUAAUGAUUGUCUUUGUUUACUUAAUGGAUAUCUUAGUCAAUUACAUACAUUUAUUGUGGAAAUUGAUAAGAUUUGUAAUACAUUGAUGACUAUCAAUAAUAUGAAAACUGUGUCUAAUCUAAAAUGUUUCUCAUUGAUUUCAUUUCGUGAAACAAUCGAGUAUGAUAAUAAAAUUGUACCAUUGCUUCGUCAAAUGUCAAAAUUAGAAAAACUUACAUUAUCUCUUAUUGUUUAUCGUCGAAUUUUAUUCAUUGAUGGCAAUCAUCUAGUUAAUGAUAUUCUUAGUGAAAUGUCACACUUCCAUACAUUUAUCUUGAAUAUUAUUAGUGAUAGAGUCAUAAUAGAUGAAGAACUUUUACCAACACCUGAUCAUGUUGUACGUACACUCAUCGAAAAAGGAUAUAAUAUUGAAUUUUAUUUGCAAUAUGUUUCCAAAAGUCGCUUACGAUUUAGUUAUCUAUCUAAAAUAUCAGCACUGACUUCAAUUAAAUUUCCUCUACUUGAGCAAUAUCGCCAAACAUAUAAUCCAGCUAAUCCACAAUGUCGGUGUCAUCCGCACCAUGCUACAAUUAUUGAACCUCGAAGCGAUUGUUUUCACAGAUCAGAAACAUUAUUUAUUAGUUUUGCUGGUGGUGCUCUGCUUGUCGGAGGAUUUACAUUUACAGAAUGGAAAUCAACAUUUACAAAAUUUGAUUUACAAGCGGACACAUUAUUUUUAACUGAUCCCGCCCAAUCAUUUUAUUUGCAAGAUUCAACCUAUUCAUGGCAAGGAUUGAAAUAUUAUCGAUCUUUAAUACAAAAAUAUUCUAAAUUAUAUAAGCGUGUUAUAGUAAUUGGAGCUUCAAUGGGAGCAAGUAUGGUUUGUAUGUGUAGCGAUCUUGCUACACUUUCAAUUGCAUUCAAUCCAAUAUUAGAUCCAUCAUUAGUACCUAAUGUGUUUUAUUAUAGAACACGACAGAGGUAUCCGAAAACAAUUAUUUUGAAACAAGUACAGACAAAUAUUGAUAAAAUUAUGAGUGAAAAUCAACAAUCUAUUUUACAUGUUCAUUGGAGUCAAAAAUCACCAGGUGAUAUUGUUCAAUUGAAAUUAAUUCCAAAUCAAAAUGUAAUAUAUUUCACUGAUAUAGAUAAAUGUAACAAGUGUAAAGGAGUCUAUUUUUGGCUUCAUAAUUGCAGUACUCAUGGUUUACCACAAGAUUUGAAACGUCAAGGAAUUUUAACUCAAAUUUUACAACAUCAUUUGAAUGCUUUAGCAUAA